AUGAUGAAGCAACCUGAAGUAUGGGGCCAUGGUUCCAUUGCCAUUUUUAUAACUAUUGCAGCCAUACUUGUGUUUGGUCCAUUUGUGAUGAGUCCUAUUUCACCACCAGGAAUCCCUUUGCUUUUGGUGUUUCCGGUGGUUCUUGCGGCCAUUGUGAUCUUUCUCAUCGUAUUCUCCAACUGA
Messenger RNA from Abrus precatorius (Indian licorice), 183 nucleotides. RefSeq lists its product as uncharacterized. The coding region runs from base 1 to 183 and encodes 60 amino acids. The record is from RefSeq and is a predicted model, not a curated record. The transcript has a single exon. NCBI's taxonomy places the organism in Eukaryota, Viridiplantae, Streptophyta, Magnoliopsida, Fabales, Fabaceae.